UUAAGAGAGGGACACACGCGCAGGGCUUGCAAGAGGCACACAGCCACUCAGAGGCGGCGAGCGUAAGGCAAGCGAGGAGGCAUUGGAGGAGAAAUCGCUGUAGAGAGAGCAUCACCAACCAGAAGAGGUCUUUUCACCUAUUUCCCCAAUAUCAUCCCAAUCUAAAUCGGGGGGGAAAGCAUUAAAAAGAGACAGAGAGAGAAGGAGCGAGAGAGAGAGAGAGAGACGCUGCUAAGCCAACCUCAAAGUGGGAAAUCUGUAGGCUUAGACGGAUGCUGUAUUUGUACCUGAAUUCCCUCUUCCCAGCAGUGACAUCGCUCUAGCUCCGAUGCCCGGUUUGGAAUGAAAGGAUAGAGAUUCUCCUUGCAAAGAAACUCCUGGCUGUUCCCCCCGGGCUGACAACAAGGACCCUAAGGGACUGGUAUAUCUUCCGAAAGGCUAAGAAAGGGCGAUGGGAGAGCAGAGCUGAAGAGCAGGCAAAGAGGACAGAGAGAGAGAGAGAGAGAGACUGUCAGAACCGCGAUGCGGUGCCACUCUGGGAUCAGCUCCUGAAAUAACUUGUUAACCAGUGUCCUGGGGCAGCAGAUUAUCGAGAAGGAUUCUAUUUUUGACUGCACCCAUUACUCCCCCCCUCCUUCAUCUGUUCACACCCAUUAAGGACUAUUUUGCUGAAACUGUACCCAUUUCAAAAGGAUUUUGGACAUACAUCUGAAACCAACAAUACGGCUGUGUUUUAAUGAAGAAACAUCAGAGCUGCUAACAAUCACGCAAACGGAGGCUGAAGACCUUUGAGGCAAACCAUGCAGUCGUCAUGGCAGCUCAUGCUGUUACUGUCAUUCACUAGCUGUCUUACAGAAUACUCUGCAGCCGUACCAGGAAUCCCUACUUCAUAUGCUGCCAUCUUAAGACUCAAAUCUGCCGGUUCCUCCUAUUCCUCGUUGGCCUUUAAUUCAAAGAGCAGGCAACGAUCAAGCAGCCCUGCCUUGGGAAGCAUCUCUGCACCAAGCUGGCAAGGGGCAGCCCAACAUUACCACUCGCCAACAAACCUCUAUCACUUCUCGGAGGCCUUCAAACACGACGAGAGUGUUGAUUAUGGACCGGUGUUUAUACAGGAGCCAGAGAAUGUGAUUUUCCCCAUGGAUUCAGAUGAGAAGAAAGUGUCCUUUGGUUGCCAAGCACGUGGGAAUCCUGCUCCAAACUACAGAUGGCUCCGGAAUGGAACUGAAAUUGACAUUGAAAGUGAUUACCGCUACAGUUUGAUAGAAGGAAGCAUUAUCAUCAAUAAUCCCAGUGAAACAAAAGAUUCCGGGCAAUACCAAUGCUCUACCACCAACAUGUUUGGCAGUAUUUUGAGCAGAGAAGCCACCCUUCAGUUUGCAUAUCUGGGGAAUUUCAGUGGCCGGACGAGAAGUGCCGUGUCAGUGAGGGAAGGUCAAGGCGUUGUUCUCAUAUGCUCUCCUCCACUCCAUUCACCAGAGAUCAUCUAUAGCUGGGUAUUUAAUGAAUUCCCAUCCUUUGUGGCAGAAGAUAGCCGGCGCUUCAUCUCCCAGGAAACAGGCAAUCUCUACAUCUCCAAAGUCCAGCCAUCUGAUGUUGGCAGCUAUAUCUGCUUGGUGAAGAACACAGUGACCAAUGCCAGAGUCCUUAGUCCUCCUACACCACUGACACUCCGUACUGAUGGUGUGAUGGGGGAAUAUGAGCCGAAAAUUGAAGUCCAUUUCCCAUACACAGUUACAGCCGCUAAGGGAUCUACUGUUAAGAUGGAGUGCUUUGCACUUGGCAACCCUGUUCCAACAAUUUCAUGGAGGAAAGUUAAUGGUCCUAACCCAAGUAAAGCCCGUCUGCGGAAGUCCCAAGCCAUGCUUGAAAUCCCAAAUGUUCAGCUAGAAGAUGCAGGGACGUAUGAAUGCAAGGCCGAAAACUCCCGUGGAAGGAACGUCUUCAGAGGACAGCUGCAAGUAUACACAUACCCACAUUGGGUAGAGAAGCUUAAUGAUACCCAGUUAGACAGUGGGGAUCGACUCCGCUGGGAAUGUAAAGCUACUGGAAAGCCAAGGCCCACCUAUCGCUGGCUAAAAAAUGGAGCACCCCUCUGGCCAGAGAGCAGGAUUGAGAUGGUUAAUGGUGUACUGAUGAUCCACAGUGUCAAUCAGUCUGAUGCUGGAAUGUACCAGUGUGUGGCAGAAAACAAGCAUGGAGCCAUUUAUGCCAAUGCAGAGCUGAGGAUUUUGGCUUCUGCUCCAACUUUCCCACUAAGUCAGCUGAAGAAAACCAUCAUUAUUACCAAGGGCCAGGAAGUUGUAAUUGAGUGCAAACCACAAGCCUCUCCAAAACCAACCAUCACAUGGAAAAAAGGAAGCAAGGCAGUGCGAGAAAAUAAAAGGAUAACUGUUCUUCCAGAUGGGAGCCUGCGAAUCCUGAAUGCCUCCAUAUCUGAUGAGGGAAGAUAUGUAUGCCUAGGAGAAAACAUGUUUGGUUCUGCAGAAAAAGCAGCUUCUCUGUUUGUUAAAGAGCCUACCAGAAUCGACUUGUCCCCUAAGAGGACUGAACUAACUGUGGGAGAAAGCAUUGUCCUCAGCUGCAAAGCCAUUCAUGACCCCACCUUAGAUGUCAUUUUCUACUGGACUCUGAAUGGACAGCCAAUCGAUUUUGAGAAGGACGGCGGACACUUUGAAAGCAUCCGAGCGCAAGCAUCCUCUGCAGACUUAAUGAUCAGGAACAUUCUUCUGAUGCAUGCUGGGAAAUAUGGCUGCAGGGUACAGACCACAGCAGACAGUAUAUCAGAUGAGGCAGAACUUCUUGUUAGGGGUCCACCUGGACCUCCUGGGGUGGUGAUUGUAGAGGAGAUCACAGAGAUGACAGCAACUCUUUCAUGGACUCCUGGGGCAGACAAUCACAGCCCCAUCACCUCCUACAACCUGCAAGCAAGAAGUCCGUUUUCGCUUGGUUGGCAGACUGUGAAAACAGUUCCAGAAAACAUCAGUGGUGACAUGGAGUCUGCCAUGGCUGUCGAACUGAACCCGUGGGUGGAAUAUGAAUUCAGAGUUGUAGCAACUAACAAAAUUGGAACUGGAGAUCCAAGUGCGCCAUCUAGAGUCAUUAGGACCAAGGAGGCAGUUCCAAAGACAGCUCCAGCUAAUGUAAGUGGCAGAAGUGGAAGACGGCAUGAAUUAGUAAUAGCAUGGGAGCCAGUCUCUGAAGAGUUUCAGAAUGGAGAAGGUUUCGGUUACAUUGUGGCUUUCAGGCCCAACGGUACAAGAGGCUGGAAGGAAAAAAUGGUAACCUCUUCUGAUGCCUCCAAGUUCAUCUACAGAGAUGAAAGUGUGCCUCCCCUGACUCCAUUCGAAGUGAAAGUUGGUGCUUAUAACAACAAAGGAGAUGGACCAUUCAGCCCUAUUGUGGUUAUCUGUUCUGCAGAAGGAGAACCCAGCGCUGCUCCUACUGAUGUCAAGGCGACAGGAUUGUCUGUAUCAGAGAUGCUUGUUGAGUGGAGGCAUAGUAAAGAAAGCCUAGGAAGACCUCAGGGAUUUGAGGUUGGUUACUGGAAAGAUAUGGAACAAGAAGAAGCCGCUGAGAAGGCCAGAACUGAAGGAAAUGAGUCAUCCAUCAUUCUGACAGGACUAGAGGGCAACACAUUAUACCACCUGAGAGUGAAGGCGUACAACUCAGCGGGGUAUGGGCCACCUAGCAGCGCAGUCCGUGAAGCCACCAAGAAAUCUCCCCCUAGUCAAGCACCAAGUAAUAUUAUGUGGAUGCAAGAUGGCUCGCACGUGUCCCUGGGAUGGGAACCUGUUAGACCUUUAGCAAAUGAAUCUGAUGUCAUGGGAUACAAGGUAUUGUUUAGGCAAGAAGGUCACAGCAACAGUCAAGUCAUUGAAACACAAAAAACCUCUGCAGUGGUGCUUCUACCUGAUGUAGGUGUCUAUAUCAUAGAAGUACGUGCAGUUAGUGAAGGAGGGGAUGGAACACCAAGUUCUCAAAUCAGGGUACCAUCACUUUCAGGUGGAAAAGUCACAAGCUCUCAAUCAAGCCUACGUGCUUUCUCCACUUCUUCAUCGACUGUGACAUUUCUCUUGGUACUGAUGGUUCCUUCAACCUCAUGGUGAAGACUGUGGGUCUUUUUCUUCCAUCUGUUCGAUUGCUUUAGCCUGAUAACACCAAUGGAUGAAGCCCUGUGUCCGCGGGAGAUGCAAAAGGCAAAGAGCUAAUGGUCAAAGACACAUGGAAAUACACAUAGUGCACCAGGAAGAGUGCUGUAGGAGGGAGAAAUGCUAAAACAAUUCAUCAGGUUUCUUCUCUUCAUUUUUUGUAAAUGUCCUCUAAGGGGGAGGGGAUGUUUAUUGCCCAACUGAAAAUAUGCAGAUUAUAUAAAAUGAACUUCUGUAAGCAAAUGAAAUUUCUGUCAAAUUUACUUUACUUUUUGAAUCUGUUUCUAUAUUACACCAGUCUUGUAUCAUUAGUCGUUUAAAUUGUGAUGUCUAGUACAGUACAUCAAUUUGGUUUGACUUGUUAUGGGUUCUUUUUUCCUUUUGAGGACAAAGUUUGAUAAAUGCUUGGAGUUUAGUGGGCUUCCCUCCUUUCUCCCUCUUUUCAUAAGGCCGUCCUAUUUUCCAUAAUGGACAAGGCAUGAUGACAAAAGUUACAUUAAUUGGCUCUUUUCUAAAUUACUGUAGAAAAUGUUGCCUUUAAAAGAAAUUAAUAAUGCCAUGUCAAGUUAGCAAAGUAUGGUAAUUUUCUAUUGUUUUUCUGCUCUGUUUGUAGUCUCUGGGCAUACAAUGAGCCACUUUUUUUCACAGCAAGAUAAAAUUGAAGCCUUUCAACUGAGCAAAACUCAGCCCUAUUGUUUUGCAUCAGAUAUUGUCCACCUAAACCAUAAAGGGAGAAAACGUUUAUUUUUUAAUAGUGAGAAUAGACUAAGAAUGCAAAUAGCAAUGAAAUCAUCAUUGGACAUUCAACCAUAGCCUCCAGUUGUUGCUAACUGGACGCAAUAAAUACAUGCAAGGAGGCAACGCUGUUAUCCCCAAACAGUCGUCUGUCUGUAGACCUUUAUUUUUGUAGUCCAUUUUUGUAUGGUACUGUACUGUCUAUAUUUUGUGAUUAAACUGGAGGAUAUCAACAAACCCUAUCAAGAGCAGACAGGAUGGUGUUGCCUUGAUUUUCAAUGAUAUGUACAAAUAUUCUAGUGGGGAAUGCAGUUUCUUGAACAACAUGAGAGUGAAUCCUAUCAAGCAGUGUUUCUAGCCAUCAGGCCAAUGGCUUUCAGCCUCUCCAGACUCUGGAGUCCAGAUCCAAGAUCCAUCUUCAAACUCAGCCUACAAUGCUGGACAUUUACAUCUGUACCUAAUAUUUUGUCAUUGCUUUCUCUUCCUCACAUCCACAGUCCAUUUUUCUCCUUUUUUUCCUCUAUCAGAUGGUCAUGACACAUGGAUGUGACUUGUGUUAAGACAUAGGGGUGUGCAUAGAACCGAUUAUGGUGGUUCGGUUCGAAUUCGAGCCAAAUUCAAACUGGACCGCUAGACCGCAAGCCAGUUUGAGUUGAACUGGUCCCCAGUUUCGUCCAAGGGUUGAACUGGGUCAAAGCAGUUUGGAACUGGUUCAAUUCAGCUUGAGGGGUUGUGCUUGUAAAGGGCAAUCCAGUGUACCUUGCCUGCCUUAAAAAAAACUUCCUAAUAGGGGCUGUGAGAGGACACCUCGUUGUCAGAAGGGGCAGCAGCACAAUAGCAGCAGCAUGGCUCCUCCAAACUCUUCAGCCACGACCAGCACUCCAGUGCAGCCCGGUUCUGGCCUCCGCACAUGUAGAGACCAGGCCCAUACAGGACCUGGUCUGGAGAGUUCAGAGGAGCCAGACUGCCGCCACCACCGCCUCCAACUACAAAGUACCCUCUUGGCACCCCUAUUAGGAGGUUUUUUUAAAAGGCAGGCAGGGUUUCCCCCUUGGCUUGUAAAGGGGAAUUCUCAGCAGAUUCCCCUUUACAAGCAUGCACCCUCAAACCACCAAACUGGUUCCAUUAGAACCGGGGCCAGUUCAGCUCAAACCCAAACUGGCACCCCUUUAUUGGUAUCAUUGGUGUUUAUAGGAGUCUGAACCAAUCUUACCAGGCCAGAUCUAUUUGAACCAGGUUCAGAUAGAACCAGUUCUACACACUCCUAUUAAGACAUCAGUUUGGCUUAUGGAACAUGAGUCAUCAUCUGAAGAUCAAUAAUCCUAAGCUAUUACUGUAUUUGAAUCCAAGACUAGGUUUCCCCCCCACCCCAAGUUUUUUAGUAUUAGAAUUCAGGAGGUCGUCUUAAAUUUGGAGUCCUGUUCCUUUUGAGUAAAUGCAGGUACAGCCUGUAUUUAACCUUUACUUUUUAAGGGGGUUAUCUUAAAUCCAGAGUUGUCUUCGUUUUGGGUAAAUAUGGUAUGUCUCUAGUGCAUUUAGCUACUUACUUUAUGCAGGGGUACCCAACCUUGGGUCCCCAGAUGCUGGACUACAACUGCCAUCAUCCACAGCCAUAAUAGCUGGAGGUCAUGUGGCUGCAAAUGAGUUGUAGUCCAGUGACAUCGGGGGACCUAAGGUUGGGAACCCCUGCUUUUAUGGCUAAGACCAUAUGCUGCCUACUUUCAUCCCAGCAGUUCUUUUGUGAUAUCACAGUCUUUCAUUUUCCAGUACAGUAGGAGAAGGAACAACUUUCCUGUUGAAGAUCUGAAGGCCUUUCAUGUUUUCAGAGUCAAGCCAAAAUGCCUCCUACCUUGUCUGUGAUGUGUAUAUAAUACAUGUGUGGAUCUGUUUAACAUGGUGAAUAUGGUGUUGUGAGGGAUGCAGCUUUAAGUAAUGUAUUUUUAAAGGAAUUUUACAUGGAUGCACAGGAUCAAGCUUGAGGGAAUCAUAUUUAGUAUUGGGAAAGUGCUAGCGCUGGAACCAUCCAGUGGGUUGUAUCCGAGGAAUGUGAAUCCUGACAAAAUAUCAUUGAGAUCAAUGGAGACAACUGAUCUAACUUAAGUUCCAUUAAUUUUAGCGGUGCUCAGUCAGGAUUCACUUUCUUUGGAUACAAUCCACAGUGAUUAUAUGAUUAAAACAAAACUUAUCUGGAUCCCAGAACUUGUUAUGUUGCUUGUUACUGAGCAUGCUCCAAAUAAGCUGGCGCACAGCAGAUUUAAACAAAGGAUUAGGCAAAGCAAGUGCUGCGGAAAAAGUUUACAACACUAAUUGAAAGCUCAGUGAUGGGUUUCUCUCCAUUAAUUCACUAUCCACCCAACAAAGGUCAUCUCUUGAAAGCAGAUGGAAGCAUUUGCUUUCUGUCACCCACUGAUUUACAUCUAGGGUUUCAUUGCAUAUUACUCCUAUAGAGCAAAAAUUGGUUUAAAUUCUUCCUAACAACUCUGAUACUCAGAGAAUGAUUAGCUUCAGCACUGCAGGUUAUAGAGGUAACAAAGACAUCCUCAAGUUCUGUCUUUAAGAUUAUCAACUUCUAGUCUUUAAAAAAAAAAGGUCUUAGUGAUUCAAUUGAAUGAAAGGCAAAUUAUUUCCACUCCUUACUGCGAAAUGUAUGGGGUAGGGGGGGUGUAGCAGCCUGCCGUGACAUGCAGAGAAGACAGUAGUGCUGAAGUCCAUUCAUAACAAACAGGAAAUAAAAUAUAAUUGCCACAAUCCAGCAAAGAUAAAUAGGUGUACAACCGGGACUUUCCCAUUGCUGGCUAUGGGAAGUGUCAUCAUGUACCUGUAGUGAUUAACAUUCUAUGGUCAGCAAUUUGUGUGACCACAGCACAACACAAAACUUUGCAAUUAGUGGGCCACUAGUGAGUCAUGGCUCAGCACUGAACUCAAUGAAACAUGACUAACUUUCAAUAAUAUCAAUGGGAUUUAGUCUGAGGAAUGCCCAGUGAGUCCUAUAUCUGAAUGUGGCUGAAAAGGCCGGAAAAUAUUAGAGCCUUCUUAGAGAACUGUAGACCCCAGAGAACUCAAUUACGUGUCGUCAAUAACAUGCCAUAGGCCUCCAAGCUUACGGCCCUUCCUACAGCAAUGAGCAGCACCUCCUGUCUGGAAGCCCACAAUGUCAUCAAAUGGUGCACGGCCUGAUCCAUGCCCGGAGGGGCAAGUCUGGAGACUAUUAGGCCUUGAUACGUCCUUGAUGAUGACAUCAUCAGGAACACAUUGGAGCUGAGCCCUCCCUGUAUCCUAUGCUCCUCCCACUAUCACUGAUGAUGCAUGUACAAUGCAUGGGAUGGUGGUAGGGUCCUAUCAGUAUCAGGAGGAACAAGAGAGCCCUCUAUGCCUAGAGAGCCCCCAUUGAUGUCAGCAGGGGACAUGUUAUAGUCUAGAGGCCUUUUCCUUAAUUUGUUUUUUUUAAAAAAACUAUUAAUUUCUUCUUCACCAGUUAUUUUCAGAUCAAGAAUUAGAUGGGGGUGGGUUGGCCCUUCAUAUGCUUGCAUUUUUCCAGAUUAUGAGCAAUGGCUGUAAUACAGCAAAGGGGAAUGGCAUAGCAAACCCAGCUUUCUGAAUGUUGCUUAUAGAAAGUGAGAGUUCUCCAUGAGCAUGUUUUGCCAGUCCAUAAUCAGCAAUGGAAACUCGGCAGGCUCACAGUCUCCCAGCUCACGGCCGAUGCUCUCUGUGCUAUAUUUCAGAAGUAAGGUUCAUCAGACUGUGCUUCAAGCAAGGUGGCAGACACCUUGCUGUUAGUUCACACCAUAGAACUGAAUGGCCAAGCUUUUGUUAGUUGUAUUGAACCCCAGCUUCACAUUAUGUAGCUGCAUUGCUGGGACAUAAAGGGGUAUGUUUUCUAUUCAGCCUGUGCAGAAUGCUGUAUUUUGCAUCUUCAACCUCUUAAUAAACAUGUUUUAAAUGUUUAAGUACCUCUGUAUUACCAUAUUUGUUAUUUUGCAGGAGACAUUUCCUUCUGAUGAGACUUUUGUUGUCAUGUUGUGGGGUUGAGUUUUGCUUGGGAGGGGUUGGUGCCGAGAGCUCUUUUCAUUUUAUUUGGGUGAGAUUGUAACAGAGCAGUCCAACUUAAUUGGAAAGACUGUAUUUUUCUAUAACUUCAUAAUAAUUUUAAGAAUAUCAGAAAAAAAAACUUUGUUCAGAAACCAAAACAAAGGGUCAUCUCAAAAUGUUAGAUAUCUUGUAUACAACCUGUAUAUAUUUACUAUAUAUAAUGGUAUAUACUAUGUGAAAGACACAGUCAAAUACUGGUUCCUGUGUACUGUUCUUGUAACAUUAGAUCUUUUUAAUAAAUUAUCCUCUUUUUAUUGA
Messenger RNA from Hemicordylus capensis (graceful crag lizard), 9230 nucleotides. RefSeq names its product contactin 5 (gene CNTN5). Gene Ontology annotation, biological process: brain development; cell-cell adhesion. Gene Ontology annotation, molecular function: cell-cell adhesion mediator activity. Bases 801 to 4106 code for a protein of 1101 amino acids. The record is from RefSeq and is a predicted model, not a curated record. NCBI's taxonomy places the organism in Eukaryota, Metazoa, Chordata, Lepidosauria, Squamata, Cordylidae. The transcript has 26 exons.